This is a messenger RNA of Lodderomyces orthopsilosis Co 90-125, 957 nucleotides long. RefSeq names its product Pcl5p (gene PCL5). Bases 1 to 957 code for a protein of 318 amino acids. The transcript has a single exon. Gene Ontology annotation, molecular function: cyclin-dependent protein serine/threonine kinase regulator activity; protein kinase binding. Lineage: Eukaryota; Fungi; Ascomycota; Pichiomycetes; Serinales; Debaryomycetaceae. Gene Ontology annotation, biological process: regulation of cyclin-dependent protein serine/threonine kinase activity. The record is from RefSeq and is a predicted model, not a curated record. Gene Ontology annotation, cellular component: nucleus; cyclin-dependent protein kinase holoenzyme complex.
AUGCAAUCACCAGUCUCGCCAUCUUGCAAGAAACAAGAACAAGAACAAGAAAAAGAAAAAGAAAAAGAAGUUGUUCAAAUUAAACGGGAAACCAGAGGAGUUGAUUUAUUAACACCACCAAAUUCAUCAACUGAAGCCGAGUCAGCCUCCAAUGCAAAGCCGCUUACUCCAACUGCUUUUUCACCAAACCACCAUGAUUAUUACCAUCAAGCACAUUUAAGUAAAGCUCAAUUCAACUCGAUUUUGGUCAAUUGUGCCACCAAUUUAUUAAAAAUUUUGUACUCCAAGCAAAAACAACAUACUUGUGACACUAAGCAGGUCAAACAGUUUAUCAUUGAAAUUCUUAAGCGUUCCAAAACUUCAAUUCAAUCCUUGCAAUUGGCUUGUUUUUACAUUUACAAGUUAAUAAUUACCAAUAACUCAAACUUGCCUGUCAAGUGUCAACAUUUGUUUCUUGGACUAGUCAUUAUUGCCUCCAAAUUCAAUCAAGAUUAUAACUACUCAUUUAAAUCAUGGUGUAAAAUCAUUGGCUUGACUGAAGAAUCCAAACAUAUUAAACAUUUACGCGAAGUUGAAAUUCAAGUCCUUGGUUUAUUAAAAUAUGAAUUAGGAUUAAUGGGUGACAAAUAUGAAAAUUGGUGCAACAUUUUAUUCAUCUUUGGUUACGAUUUUAUCAAGUAUCAAAUCAUUAAACAAAAUACAACAGAGGAUAUUGUAUCCAAUGAUUUAAUUUGGGACUUGGAUGUAUAUUCGUAUACUACUAAAUUGACUAAAUGGUGGCAGUUUUUCCAAGAUUUGAAAAUUGAUAAUUUGAAAAUUGUCAAGAUCAAAUUUGAAUCUUAUUUCAAUCAACAAUUGAAUCAAAAAGUAUUUAUCGUUCAAGAUGCAACUAAGAAAAGAUGCAGAGAUGAUGUUACAGUUACUUUAUUCGACCAUAUUAAGAAAAUCAAAGUUUAA